AUGACAGUGGUGCCCGGAGAGAACCUGGAUGAGACUGUGGCACUGGCCGCGCAGGACGCGCACGACCCGGAGCGAGCCCAGAACCAGGACUGCUGCGAGCGGCUGGUCGUCAACAUCUCCGGGCUGCGCUUCGAGACGCAGCUGAAGACCCUGAACCAGUUCCCCUCCACGCUGCUGGGGGACCCGCGCAAGAGGAUGCGCUUCUUCGACCCGCUGAGGAACGAGUACUUCUUCGACCGGAACAGACCCAGCUUCGACGCCAUCCUCUACUACUACCAGUCCGGGGGGCGGCUCCGGAGACCCGUCCACGUGCCCGUUGACAUCUUCAUGGAGGAGAUUAAAUUCUACGAGCUCGGGGAGGAGGUGAUCGCGCAUUUCAAGGAGGACGAGGGCUUCAUUAAGGAGGAGGAGCGCCCGCUGCCCGAGAACCACUUCCAGCGCCAGGUCUGGCUCCUGUUCGAGUACCCGGAGAGUUCCGGACCCGCCAGGGGGAUCGCGAUAGUCUCCGUGCUGGUGAUCCUCAUCUCCAUCGUGAUCUUCUGCUUGGAGACUCUACCGGAGUUCAGAGAGGACCACCGGACGGGGAACGGAACCGCGCGCGCCAAGAAGCCGGACCCGUUCACGGACCCGUUUUUCAUCGUGGAGACGCUCUGCAUCAUCUGGUUCUCCUUCGAGCUGCUGGUCCGGUUCCUCGCGUGCCCGAGCAAGCCCGCGUUCUUCAAGAACAUCAUGAACACCAUCGACAUCGUGGCCAUCAUGCCGUACUUCAUCACGCUGGGGCUCGAGCUCGCGGAGCACCAGGGGACCGGGCAGCCGGCCAUGUCCCUGGCCAUCCUGCGGGUCAUCCGCCUGGUGCGGGUCUUCCGCAUCUUUAAGCUCUCCAGGCACUCCAAGGGGCUCCAGAUCCUCGGGCAGACCCUCAAAGCCAGCAUGCGGGAGCUGGGCCUCCUCAUCUUCUUCCUCUUCAUCGGAGUCAUCCUCUUCUCCAGCGCGGUCUACUUCGCGGAGACCGACGACCCGGACUCGGGCUUCUCCAGCAUCCCGGACGCGUUCUGGUGGGCCGUGGUCUCCAUGACGACGGUGGGCUACGGGGACAUGUGUCCGGUGACCGUCGGGGGGAAGAUAGUGGGCUCGCUGUGCGCCAUCGCCGGCGUGCUCACCAUCGCGCUGCCGGUGCCGGUCAUCGUGUCCAACUUCAACUACUUCUACCACCGAGAGACGGAGCGCGAGGAGCAGCUCCAGUACGCGCACGUGACCUGCGGCCAGCAGCAGCCGCUGCGCUUCGGGGGCAGCACGCUGUCCCUGUCCCGGUCCGAGGACGCGGACUCCUUCAAGUUCACCAACUGCAGCCCGAACACAGCGCGCAGCAGCGAGCUCACCGACGUGUGA
Molecule: messenger RNA, 1389 nt
Organism: Cyclopterus lumpus (lumpfish)
Lineage: Eukaryota; Metazoa; Chordata; Actinopteri; Perciformes; Cyclopteridae
Product: shaker-related potassium channel tsha2-like
Exons: 1
Coding region: 1-1389 (462 amino acids)
Biological process (GO): potassium ion transmembrane transport; protein homooligomerization
Cellular component (GO): voltage-gated potassium channel complex; membrane
Molecular function (GO): delayed rectifier potassium channel activity; protein binding
Source: RefSeq, a predicted model, not a curated record